Messenger RNA from Pseudozyma flocculosa PF-1, 627 nucleotides. RefSeq lists its product as uncharacterized. NCBI's taxonomy places the organism in Eukaryota, Fungi, Basidiomycota, Ustilaginomycetes, Ustilaginales, Ustilaginaceae. The coding region runs from base 1 to 627 and encodes 208 amino acids. The transcript has 5 exons. Gene Ontology annotation, molecular function: GTP binding; GTPase activity. The record is from RefSeq and is a predicted model, not a curated record.
AUGGCCGGCCUCUCUGCCGACUACGACUACCUCUUCAAGCUCCUCCUCAUCGGAGACUCGGGCGUCGGAAAGUCCUGCCUUCUCCUUCGUUUCGCAGACGACACCUACACCGAGUCUUAUAUUUCCACCAUCGGCGUCGACUUCAAGAUUCGCACCAUCGAGCUAGAGGGCAAGACCGUCAAGCUCCAGAUCUGGGACACUGCUGGACAGGAGCGUUUCCGCACCAUCACGUCGUCAUACUACCGCGGAGCACACGGCAUCAUUGUCGUCUACGACGUGACUGACCAGGACACAUUCUCGAACGUCAAGCAGUGGCUGCAGGAGAUUGACCGAUACGCCUGCGAGGGUGUCAACAAGCUGCUGGUCGGCAACAAGUCGGAUCUGACCAACAAGAAGGUGGUCGAGUACAACGUCGCCAAGGAGUUCGCCGACCAGCUCAACAUUCCGUUCCUCGAGACGUCUGCCAAGAGCGCGACCAACGUCGAGCAGGCGUUCUUGACGAUGGCCAAGCAGAUCAAGGACCGCAUGGGAUCGUCGACGGUCAACAACCAGCAGGGCGGCAAGUCGACGCUCAAGGUGGGCCAGGGCCAGAAUGUGCAGCAACAGAGCCAGGGCGGAUGCUGCUAA